Amoebophrya sp. A120 is the source of this 2075-nucleotide messenger RNA. NCBI's taxonomy places the organism in Eukaryota, Dinophyceae, Syndiniales, Amoebophryaceae. The record is from the annotation of a GenBank genome assembly.
GUUCUACUUGUGUGUGACAGACUGUCACUGCGUUAUAUAUGCGGGCGCGGCAGCUUCAUUUCCUAGCAGAAUAUAAGCCAAAGCUUUCGCUUCGAGGUUUGUUAUGAACCUUCAAAUGAAGAGGAAGAGCACGAUAGCUGCGUGCCUCCGGUCGUCGGACCGUGAAGAUGAAGUGAAAGGAAUGAUCCUGCCGGUGCGAUCAUGAGAAGGUAGACGCGAGAGAUUCGCCAGUUUUGUUUAAAAGGAGCGCAACACGAGGAUCAAUCCCGGAUCGGAACGGCGACGGAACAUCACGGCCCACCAUGGCGAGCGCGACGGGGAACAUCGUGGUAAUCGAGCGCGACUCGCUCGACUAUAUGGAGAAGGAGCAGAUCCAGUUCGACGACAGCGAGUACUACAACAUGCGGGUCAACAAGCCACAAACGCUGCGGUUCGACCGAUCGAAAAUGGGGCGGUUGUUCGAGGAGAUUUUUUUCGCUGGGUUCCUGCCGAUGAUUGUGUACUUCUCCAGCCUCUUCUUUCUGAGCACCAGCCUGCUGCGCCGCAAUAUCCCGAACGCCGGAACCUGGAUCGCGCGGAUUCUGGCGGUCUUGGUGGCGGUGGCGCUCGUUCUGUGGCCCGCCGGGUCACUGAAGAAGUCGACGUGGGACAUACGGAAGACGAAGGUUAUGGAAUGGAAAGCAGUUACCUUCCUUUGGUACCAGCUGCUCUGCUUUCUCGUCGUCGGGAUUUUCAGUAUAGAUUUUUUGGAUGAAAGAAAGAAUUUGACUGCUGUGCGCGCCUGUCCAUUUCCAGUUUGUACUAUUGCACGCUGUGACCACAGACAGAUACAAAUUGAUUCCUCCGCAUUUCAGUUUGACACCGUGUUUACAGCGAAAGAACUUCAGGUAUCGUCUACGCGGAUACCAUGUACACCGAGUACGUGAUGCCGUACCAAAAUUACUUGGACAAGAAGUGGAUUGAGCAACCCAUUUCUCCACUUCUCCAGUCGGGGCAGAACUUUCAAGAUGCCGGCGUCGUGUCUUUCUCCGCAGACAGCUACAUAGAUCGGGCGCACAACGCCUGCUUUCGGUAUUUUUGUGAUGUUGUGUUGCUUGGCAGAGCUGUUUUGCUGUGACGCGGCUUUAACUAAAUAUUCCACUGUGUCGAACAAGUGCGUUCAAUUCAUUUCAAAAUGCAAAACUCAACUUCUACUAUCAGGGGCGCCGGCGUUUCGUAUUGUGUCGUGCCCAUCGUGCAGGACACUGCGGGCACAGGCGACCGGACCCGGCUCCCCAGCAGCCCGACCGGGAGCUACGAUUACUUCGCUGUGGGCACCGACUGCUGUAGUUGCCCGGGGACCGGCGAUUUCCAGUGUGGCGAUUGGGAUUUUUCGGAGAGCAUGGGUAUCAAAUGCAAAAAUGUCUGGGUCUGGAAGAUUGCGAGAUUUGUCAUGCUUGUCUGGGAUGACCAGAAAGUUUGUGAUGCGUGUCCAAGAAGAGAGCCUUUUGUCUGUCAUGCAAAAACGCAGUUUGUCAUGCGAAAAACGCAAUACAACGAACUGCAGACAUUUCUCAUGCUUGGGUGGGCAUUGCAGAGCACUCACUAUUCCCAACGCAGCAUUACAAGUUUCCAGACCCAGACUGACAUAUGUGCAUUUGAUAAUGGGCGGACUUCGGCAACUCGAAAUGGAGCAGCGAGCGUUUUACCAGCUGGCGGUCGAGCAGUGGGAAGCCGCGUGGAACAAAGACUCGAAGACGCCCUUGUUCUUCCACUGGAAGAACAAGCCCUACGUCCAAAUGAAGUACCUUCGCGACGACUUCAGCACGAGCAUCUUCAUGACCACGCUCACACUGCUGGCGGUUUUGCUGUUUGUAGCCUGCGCGCAGAACCAGAUCCGGAGCAUGAUCUACGAAAGCUAUGAGCAAGAGUGGCUGUCCGCGGCCGCGAAUGCAAGGGAAAAGAAAGAAGCAGAACACGGGGAAAGGUCCUAUGGCGCUGCUUGAUCACAACAAUGCUACUCUACAAGUGAAUUAGGAGCAGGACGAUGAUGUAGUAAAAAUGAACCCUCCUGGAUGAAUUGUGGGCCAUUUUUU